Molecule: messenger RNA, 1575 nt
Organism: Sphaeramia orbicularis (orbiculate cardinalfish)
Lineage: Eukaryota; Metazoa; Chordata; Actinopteri; Kurtiformes; Apogonidae
Gene: ctsd
Product: cathepsin D
Exons: 9
Coding region: 40-1284 (414 amino acids)
Biological process (GO): proteolysis
Cellular component (GO): lysosome
Molecular function (GO): aspartic-type endopeptidase activity
Source: RefSeq, a predicted model, not a curated record
ACGUGACCGCGCGGUCAGCUGAUAUAAGUCGGUGUUUUUAUGCUCGGUCAUUGCUGCAGAUCUGUGUUCAAACUUUGCGGUGAAACCAUGCGGGGCUCUACGGUGUUUCUGUUCGUGUUGGCGGCGAUUUUAGCGGCGACGAGCGACGCGUUGAUCCGAAUCCCCUUGAAGAAGUUCCGGUCCAUCCGACGUGAGCUGACUGACUCAGGGAACCAGAUCGAUGAGCUCCAGGCCAAUGGUCGCUCCCUGAAGUACAACCUGGGCUUCCCAUCCGCCGGGCCCACCCCCGAGACCCUGAAGAAUUACCUGGACGCCCAGUAUUAUGGGGACAUCGGCCUGGGGACACCCCCCCAGCCCUUCACCGUGGUCUUCGACACCGGAUCCUCCAACCUCUGGGUUCCGUCGGUCCACUGUUCUCUGACAGACAUCGCCUGCCUUCUUCAUCAUAAAUAUAACUCACAGAAGUCGAGUACAUAUGUGAAGAACGGGACUGCGUUUGCCAUCCAGUACGGAUCAGGAAGUCUGUCCGGAUACCUGAGCCAGGACACGUGCACGAUCGGCGACCUGUCCGUGCAGAAGCAGGUGUUUGGUGAAGCCACCAAGCAGCCGGGCGUGGCCUUCAUCGCCGCCAAGUUCGACGGUAUCCUGGGUAUGGCGUACCCGCGGAUCUCUGUGGAUGGAGUGACGCCAGUGUUCGACAACAUCAUGAACCAGAAGAAGGUGGAGCAGAACGUCUUCUCCUUUUACCUGAACAGGAACCCAGACACAGAACCUGGCGGAGAACUGCUGCUUGGAGGAACCGACCCAAAGUACUACAGCGGAGACUUUAACUACGUGAACAUCAGCCGACAGGCGUACUGGCAGAUCCACAUGGAUGGGAUGGCGGUGGGCGGGCAGCUCAGUCUGUGUAAGGGCGGCUGCGAGGCCAUCGUGGACACAGGGACGUCUCUGAUCACAGGCCCGUCCGCCGAGGUCCGGGCACUGCAGAAAGCCAUCGGAGCCACGCCCCUCAUCCAGGGAGAGUACAUGGUGAACUGUGAUAAGAUCCCGUCGCUGCCUGUCAUCACCUUUAACCUGGGAGGACAGUCGUACACACUGACUGGGGAUCAGUACGUCCUGAAGGAGUCUCAGGCGGGAAAAACCAUCUGUCUGAGUGGCUUCAUGGGCCUGGACAUCCCCGCCCCCGCUGGGCCCUUGUGGAUUCUGGGAGAUGUGUUCAUUGGGCAGUACUACACCGUGUUUGACCGCGACAACAACCGUGUGGGCUUCGCAAAGUCCAAGUGAACAAGGCUCCGCCUCCUGCUGCCGGUGCCACGGGCUCCAGUUACUAGUUGUAGAUGAAUGCACUGAUGUGGAGGGGGUGGAGUCUGAGAAUGACUGGGAUGGAUGAGGGUGGGUGUCAGAGUGGAUCUGAUCUGUCGGGUGAUGUGAUUGAUUAUCAGCUGAUUGUUGUUGUUUUUUCAGCUCAUGCUUUCUUGAAUCAGGGACCUGUUUUAACUCUUUUAGUCGACGUUGGUCCAUCGAUACUGACUCUACAUAUGAUCGACCUGAACAAAUAAACCCUUUUUAAAACAC